AUGACACAAUUUGCACCCGUUCCAAUUACUCUCUUGUCUGGUUUUCUAGGAUCUGGAAAGACCACGUUGGUGGAACAUAUCUUGACCAGUAACCAUGGUCUCAAAGUGGCGGUGAUUAUUAACGAUGUAUCCAAACUCAACAUUGACGCGGAAUUGAUCAAGCACCAUAAAGUCACCAAUAAGAAAGAAGAACUUGUCCAGCUUCAAAACGGAUGUAUUUGUUGCACUUUGAGAGGAGAUUUGCUUCAGGAAUUGGUAACUCUUGGGAAAAGUGGUGAGUUUCAGUACAUUUUGAUCGAGUCAACUGGUAUAUCGGAGCCUAUGCAAGUAGCAGAAACCUUCACAACCGAGUUUAGCGAAGCUCUUCUUGCUGAAGACUUGUCUUUGACAGCUGAAGAGUCGAAAGUGAUCAAGGAUGUCAUUGAUAUUGGAGGUCUUAAGAGCAUCACCAAGCUCGAUACUUGUGUCACUGUCGUUGAUGCUGUGAAUUUUUUGUCCACUUUUGAAACCACCGACUUUUUGGCUGACAGAUGGGGAAACAGUGGUCAGCAAGAAGACGAAAGAACCAUUUCAGACUUGAUGACAGACCAAGUUGAGUUUGCAGAUGUGAUAAUCUUGAACAAGACUUCGCUCGUCAAGUCGAAAAAGAAGAGAAAAAUUCUUCGAGUGAUCAAGUCUUUGAACCCAAUUGCAAGAGUUAUUGAAACAGACUAUUGCAAAGUGGACAUUAAAGCCAUUGUAAAUACAAAAAGAUUUGAUUUUGAGGUUGCUUCGACGUCUGCCGGUUGGCUCCAAAGUAUCAACGAGAUGCAGAUGAGAGACAAUAAUGGAAACAAAACUUUGGCACCCAAACCCGAAACCGAAGAGUAUGGUAUCUCCAACUUUGUAUAUACUUCUAGGAGGCCCUUUCAUCCCGAGAGAUUGUACAAGCUUAUUAGGGACAAGUUUUAUGUUAUCGAGCACACUGGUGAGAAUGGAGAAAAUGGAGGAAAGGGAGAAAAUGAUGAGGAUGAAGAGGAAGAGGAAGAAGAAAAUGGAGAAAACGAUGAGGAUGAUGAAGAAGAGGAGGAGGAUGAAGAAUCUGAAGAAUCUGAAGGACCCUCCGAAAAAGAAAUCGUUCGCAACAAGAAGAAGUCACCAUUUGGCCCUAUUCUUCGAUCCAAAGGUUUCAUUUGGCUUGCUACCCGCCAUAUCAUGAGAGGAGAAUGGUCUUCUUCUGGAGUUAUGUUAACUAUUAGAGGCGGAAUUCCUUGGUUUGACGUUGUGAAACCGGACCUUCCUGCUGAGGCAGAAGAACUUAUCAAGAAAGAUAUGGAAGGAGAAUUUGGUGAUAGAAGAAACGAAAUUGUUUUUAUUGGAGUUGACAUCAAUAAGAAAGCACUCACAAACGCUCUCGACAAAUGCUUGCUUGAUGACAAUGAGUACAACUCUUAUAAAGAAGUGGUGAAAGAACAAAAGAAUCUUUUCAAAGUCGACAGAAGUUUACAAGGAGUUUUUGACGAUGGGUUUGAAGACUGGAUAAUCUACGAGGAGGAAGAGGAGUGUACCCACAAGCUCUCGUGA
Meyerozyma guilliermondii ATCC 6260 is the source of this 1563-nucleotide messenger RNA. RefSeq lists its product as uncharacterized. NCBI's taxonomy places the organism in Eukaryota, Fungi, Ascomycota, Pichiomycetes, Serinales, Debaryomycetaceae. The record is from RefSeq and is a predicted model, not a curated record. The transcript has a single exon. Bases 1 to 1563 code for a protein of 520 amino acids.